This is a messenger RNA of Pogona vitticeps (central bearded dragon), 4765 nucleotides long. Lineage: Eukaryota; Metazoa; Chordata; Lepidosauria; Squamata; Agamidae. The record is from RefSeq and is a predicted model, not a curated record.
AGGAGGAGGAGGAGGAGGAAGAAGCCGCCGUCGCCUCCUCCUCCUCUUGCCGGCGAGCCCCCUUGGCCAGCGCCGGGCACAGCGAGCCCAGCCUCCGGCGGCGGCGGCGGUGCGCAAGGAGAGCCCCCCGGGCUCGUCCUUCCCGAUGCGCUUUUGCGCCGCGCGCCCUGCCUCCUCGCCCUGCCCGGGGGACUUCUCCUAGCCCGGCUGGGGGGGGGGCGAAAGGCGGACCCGGGGAAGAGGAAGAGGAAGGAGGAAGGAAAGAAAGGAGGAAGCGAGUCCGGAGGCGAGCGGCUAGCCAAGGGGGCGACUAGCCCUUCCCGGAGCCGCGCGCGCCCUGCCUCCCUCGCCGCCAGCGUGAUGGAUCUAUUCGACUUCUUCCGAGACUGGGAUCUGGACCAGCCGUGCCACUAUGAACAAGACCGGAAUGCGCUUAAGAGAAAGGAAUGGGAACGGAGAAAUCAAGAAGUCCAGCAGGAUGAAGAUCUUUUUGCGUCUGGCUUUAAUCUCUUUGGAGAACCCUACAAGACUAACAAAGGGGAUGCUCUCGCCAACCGCGUCCAGAACACCCUGGGGAAUUACGAUGAAAUGAAGGACUUGUUGACCAACCAUUCCAACCAGAGUCACCUAGUAGGCAUCCCAAAGAAUUCUGUGCCGCAAACCCCCGUCGAUAAAAAUGAACAGAACUUUUUCCCAGAGCAAAGGAAUCGGAUGAUCCCACCCCACCAGGUGAGCGGGCACGCCUCGGCUUCGAUGCCUCCCCCUAAUCCCAUCUCAUCCAACUCGAGUUUGCUGCAUGGUCACCAAAGCAGCAGGAAAUCCAGGACUGACUGGUCCCGUAGUGGCCACGGUUCUAACAGUGGCCAGCCGGGUCAAUCUGGUAGCCAACAGAGUAGGACGAAACACAACCCUUCCCACGAGCCACCUCAAGGCAGGUACGAUGACCUCUACCCCUGUCCAAGUGAACAGCAUAAGACUGGAGGAGGUGAAGAAGCGAACACAACACCGUCGUCUUCACACUCAAGGCGGCACAACCACUCAAAGUCAGCGGUGGUGGAACACUCUUACAAAGAGACCGGUCAUUCCAAAUCUCCUGUCGAUCUCGAGUUUCUGAGCCACGGGUCUGGAUCGCCACUCCCUUCGACCUCUUUAUUGUCAGCAAACAACAGUCUUUCAAGUCAGAACUUUCCUCCAGGACUUCACUGUAAAAGCAGCAUGACCCAACAAAAGCCAACAGCUUAUGUCCGCCCAAUGGAUGGGCAGGACCAAGUUCCCAAUGAUUCGCCUGAACUGAAACCUCCAAUAGAAAUUGAAGGCAUAUAUGGGAACCAGUCCUUUGGGACUCUGCUGGAAGGAAAGACUGCCGGAUCUGUCUUGAAGAACAAAUUACCAAAGCUUACCAUUCCUCAAGCUAACGAAGUUAACCUUUCCAAUGAUUCCAGUUGUGUGGAAGAAAUAUUGCGGGAGAUGACCCAUUCUUGGCCUCCACCUCUCACAGCUAUCCACACACCUGGAAAGGCUGAACAGAACAAGUUUGCCAUUCCAACCAAGGCUCAGGAUUCACAGCAUCUGACCUCAGGAUACAGUGCACAAAAAUGGAGUGAGCCUGCUGGCAAAGUUGCAGCCAAAUCGGUGCCACAGAAAUCAAUGCUUGAAGAUGAUCUGAAACUCAGCAGUGAUGAUGACGAGAACGAGCAGACCACAGAGAAGACAAAGUCCCGAAACAUUCCUGUAAACGGCCUUGCACUGCCAGCGGCUCACAACACAGUCUUAGUUCAUUCCAGCGGAGGUUCCGGAAGCUCCAGCGAAUCCGAGAGCAGCUCUGAGUCAGAUUCGGACAGCGAAACGAGUUCUAGUGACAGCGAAUGCAACGAAGAGUCACGCAGUGGAACUCCGGAGCCUGAGCCACCUUCUGCUAACAAAUGGCAAUUGGAUAAGUGGUUAAACAAGGUCAAUCCCCACAACAAGACGAUCAUCAACAAUCAGCUUGAGAGUCAUGGUGAGAAUAGCUCUCAAGCUCAGAGCAAUGCCCAGGUGGAAGGGCCAAACAAAGGGAAGCUGAACAGCAGCCAGCCUCUCGCUGAUUCCAAAGACAGGGCCUUACGGAGUCCCAUCCGAGAGAAAGCCAAACCCCGCGUGGCCCAGAAAGCCCCCGCGGAAGCGAAAAGCUCCAAGCAAAAAUCACCGGCUCACAAUGAACCUCCCCCUCAAAGGACAACCGGGAAGAAGCAACCCAAAAAGGUAGAGAGGUCUUCCAGCACAGAAGACUACAACUGGCCCAAACCAAAUAUUACCAGCAGCACACCCAAAGAGAAGGAUGCGCAGGAGACCCAGGAGCCGCCCAAGGUCCGCUCAAAAGUCACCUCGGGGAAGACCGCUCCGAGGAAAGAGCCGAGGACCACCACGGGCCCCGCGCCGGAGAAGAAGAAGUAUCGCGGCCCCAGCAAAACGGUCCCAAAGUCUCGGGAAUUUGUGGAAACGGAUUCGUCCACUUCCGAUUCAAACACUGACCAGGAAGAAAACCUGCAGGCUAAGACCUUGCAGGGUUGCAGCGGCCCCGACAGUAGCCUCAAAGCCAAGGACUCCAACAGCAACCUCCUCAGCGUCAGCAGCUUAACGAGCAACAGCAGCAAUGCUUCCAUGGACCAAAACAGCAACGAUUUAGAGGAGCCACUGUUUUCCCCCAUCCCCAUUGUGCAGAACGAACCCCUUUCCCCGCUCAAGGAGUUUGAAGAGCUCAAAUACCUUUGGGUGAAGAUAGAUCUGAGCUUACUCUCUCGGAUCCCCGGGCAAGACCCCUUCGAGAGCCUGCCAGGAAAGCCUGAACCCCGAGAGGUCAACACCAAGCACAAGCGACAAUGCCGUGAGUCUCCAACACCAGCAGCUGAAAAACCCUCCACAAAAUCAAAAAGGAAGCACAAGCAAUCUGAAAGUUUGGACACAUUUAGUGAAAACAAGAAGCAGCGCUUGGAGGAGACGCCUGCUUCGUGUCUGCUUCCGCCAUGCAUUUCUCCAAUACCCAACCACAGACUAACCAAUACUACUAAAGACACCAGCUCCAUUAAAAAGGCGACAAAGAAAAGGGACGAGAAGCUGUUUCCACCUCCACUGUCUCCUCUGCUUGAUGAGGCAGCACCCGGCCGGAACAAUGAGAACAGCUCCUUUGGCCAAGAUAAUGCCUUGACGAUCCCUCUGCAAGCCAACGUCUGCUCCAAACACAGAAAAAGCGAGAACAAAUCAUCCUGCAAUUCAAAGGGAAGCUGUGAGGAAGAGUCCCUCAGCAGGGCCCCCAACACUCUGCUCGACACCAGCCAUCUAGACAAUGACAUCUGGUCUACAGUUCCUGCUUUUCCCGAUGGGGAUUCUGAGCCAAGAAGACCUAAAAUAACGUUCGAUGACAUGCUUCACAACGCAGAUUACUACAUGCAAGAGGCCAAAAAGCUGAAGCACAAAGCAGAUGCUCUGCUGGAAAAGUUUGGCAAAGCGGUGAAUUAUGCUGAUGCUGCCCUGUCCUUUAUUGAGUGUGGGAAUGCCAUGGAGCGCGAUCCAUUAGAAGCAAAAUCUCCCUACACCAUGUACUCGGAGACUGUGGAACUCAUCAGAUGGCACACGGACCUCAAGCACCCCUAUUUGGUCUGCGAGAGCCUGCUGUCAAUUUGCCAGUAUUGGGAAAUGCCUUUAAAAGACAGCUCCACCGAGGACCUGAGGAACUACCGAUGCUUAUCCCUCUUGUACUUGAGAAUGUUUAAACUAAAAAAGGACCACGCUAUGAAGUAUUCCAGGUCUCUGAUGGAAUAUUUUAAGAAUUCAUCCAAAGUUUCGCAGGCCCCAUCCCCUUGGGGAGGCAAUGGAAAGAGCACAGAAACGCCGUCCCCCAUGUCUCUGAGCCCAUCGCCCAUCAGUAACCUUGGGAGCACCACAGGAUCUGCCCCAUCCUCCUCUGCAGGGACCAUCACCAUUCCUCAGCGCAUCCACCACAUGGCCGCCAGCCACGUCAACAUCACCAACAAUGUCCUCCGAAGUUACGAGCACUGGGACAUGGCGGACAAGUUGACGAAAGAGAACAAAGAGUUCUUCAUAGACCUGGAUAUGGUGAUGGGCCCAUUGACGCAACACAGUAGUAUGACCAAUCUGGUCCGUUACGUUCGGCAAGGACUCCACUGGCUUCGCCUUGAGGCCCAUUUGUUGUAGUGACUGCUGUCCUGGUUGUCGAGACUCCGUCCUGUUGUUUCUGCUUGGCACACAGGUGAACCCCGGUGGAAAGCCCUCUCUUUUCCUGGGACUGUAUUCAUCCAGCUUACUUUGGUUGCCUUUCCCCCCUGCUUAGAACAGAACAGAAAAAAAAUGUCUUGUAUGUUAAACGUGGAACUUUCCAUAAAUAGAAAUACAGCUCCAGAGCAAGGUAUGGGGUUCACCCGAUUGAAUCAGUCUGGAUUCUCUGCCUUGUAUCUUUUGAAUCCUGUCACUCUUGCCAUUUGUAACAUCCUUUAUGGAAGAGUAGAUUCCCUGCAGUAUUGCACUAUGUUGAAAAUAUAGGUUAUUAGGAAAAUGUCUUAUCUCUGAGGGCAUAUACAAAAACAAAAACCUGUUCCCUGGCAACACAGGUGAAGAACCUCAGCCUGUUGUUCUGUUGAGAUGAACUGUGCUGUUCCCAGCUUAGCCCCAGCGACAUUGUAUAACAGUGGUGAUAGCUAAGAUUUCAGGAAUGCGGUCUCUAAAAAUUAAAGUAUUGAACCUCUUAAUGCAGAUAUAGACAUGCAUAGAC